CAAUCUGAGGUCGGCGCGCACCAUGCAUGUCCAUGUAUAACUUCAGGUUCAUCGUUAGUGUAGGAAAGCUUGUCUGCGUUCCACGAUGGUGGAGCCCUGUGAGUUGCACUUGCCGUUCCUUAUCCAAUGGUUAGCCUUCAAUAGCAUCCAAUAGCAUUUCUAAAGGACAUUUUCAGUGUGUAUAUUGUGUGUGUGUGUAUAUAUAUGUGUGUGUGUGUGUGUGUGUGUGUGUGUGUGUGCGUGCGUGCGUGAAUGCGUGCGUGCGUGCGUGUGUGUGUGUAUGUUAGAGAGGGAAAAGUGAAUUUGCAUGUGCAGAGUUAUUAGUAGGUUUGAAAAGCUAGCACUGGCUCUGCCCCGUUUCCCGCUCUGCACGGCGGAGUAGGAGGAAGUGUUUCGCUGGAAGAUGAUGACAGAGGUCAGGCACUGCUAAUCGGCACUGAAGAGGAGUGGAGGCGAGGCACAGACCAGGAACACAUACAUUAAUACACUUGUACCAUCACCAAUCAGCAUAGGUGCGCUGCUCUGCGCUACCCUCUCCCUCUCUCUCUCUCUCUCUCUCUCUCUCUCUCUCACCAACUCACGAGCGCACAUUUUCAGUCUCGCGCUGCCCUGACAACCCAUUUUAUUGUCAAUCUCUGCUUCCUUCGCAGGGAUUUCCAUCUCUAUUCAAGAUCACUUGGAACAUAUAUACAAGACAAACUCUUCGCAGGGGCUAUACAGCACUGUGGCUCCGUCUCAUUUGUGCUCAGACUUAUCAACUAAGGCUUUGGCUGCAGUGUACACAGGAUGCCUCAAAAAGGGAGAAUAUAUUAACUAGUGAGAAGCAGAUGAGGGAUUCUUUAAAUUGUUUUAAGCGGACAGUCCACACUGUUUCCAGAAUACUAUAACCGGGCCACGUGGGAAUCUGGCGUCGCGUCCAUGAUGCAAAACAAGGUGUAUGACUAUAACGAAGGUCACAGCGGAGUGAAUCAGCUUGGCGGAGUGUUCGUCAACGGCAGACCCCUGCCCGACACCACCAGACAGAAAAUAGUCGAGCUUGCUCACAGUGGCGCGCGGCCGUGCGAUAUAUCCAGGAUUCUGCAGACCCAUGGUGAUGCAAAAGUUCAAGUGCUGGACAAUGAAAACGUGUCAAACGGCUGUGUGAGUAAGAUUCUGGGCAGAUACUAUGAAACCGGCUCCAUCAGACCAAGGGCGAUCGGGGGUAGCAAACCAAGAGUAGCAACUCCCGAGGUGGUCGGAAAAAUUGCAGUAUACAAGAGGGAGUGCCCGUCAAUCUUCGCGUGGGAAAUUCGUGACAGACUGCUAUCCGAGGGGGUCUGCACAAACGAUAAUAUACCCAGUGUAAGUUCAUUGAGUGUGUCGUCGAUAAACAGAGUACUGCGCAACCUGGCUAGCGAGAAGCAACAGAUGGGCGCAGAUGGCAUGUAUGAGAAGUUGAGAAUGCUGAACGGUCAGACUGGGACGUGGGGGACCCGCCCGGGCUGGUACCCCGGAACCUCAGUGCCAGGACAGCCCAACCCAGAUGGUUGUCCACAGUCAGACGGUGGAGGUGAGAACACUAAUUCAAUAAGUUCGAAUGGAGAAGACUCGGAUGAGACCCAAAUGAGACUUCAGCUCAAAAGAAAAUUGCAAAGGAACCGCACUUCGUUCACACAAGAACAGAUAGAAGCGCUUGAGAAAGAGUUUGAAAGAACUCACUAUCCAGAUGUGUUCGCAAGGGAAAGACUUGCUGCAAAGAUUGACCUCCCAGAGGCCAGAAUACAGGUGUGGUUUUCAAAUAGAAGGGCAAAGUGGAGGAGGGAGGAGAAACUACGGAAUCAAAGACGACAAGCCAGUAACUCUUCCAGUCACAUCCCUAUCAGCAGCAGUUUCAGCACCAGUGUCUACCAGCCCAUCCCACAGACCACAGCACCAGGUUGGAUGUCGUUCUCAUCAGGAUCCAUGUUGGGAAGACCAGACACAGCCCUUACAAACACAUACAGUGCCCUGCCACCUAUGCCAAGCUUCACCAUGGCCAACAACCUGCCUAUGCAAGCCCCUGUGUCCAGCCAGACCUCCUACUCCUGCAUGCUGCCCACCAGUCCCUCAGUCAAUGGACGGAGCUAUGACACGUACACCCCUCCUCAUAUGCAGGCACACAUGAACAGCCAAUCAAUGGCUGGUUCAGGAGGCAACUCAACAGGUCUCAUCUCUCCUGGAGUAUCUGUUCCUGUUCAAGUCCCAGGCAGUGAAGCAGACAUGUCCCAGUACUGGCCCAGGCUACAGUAGAGACGUUCAACGUGUGACUCCUUGGAUAUUGUCUGUCCGGCAGUAUUUUAGUACAGACCUGAGAAAAUACUCUAAAAGAGACUAUUUUGUACUGGGAUUGGGCCAUUCUCUAUCAUUCUUUGGCCACAAAGACUUGAAGAAGAAAAAAAGAGAAAGGACUUCUGUAAAGUGCCCGGUGUAACAUCGUAAAUGGGGGGAAAAAACUAGCUGUUUUCAGUUUCCAACUUAUGUCAUUUUUGGUGUAUUUGUAUAUGGCCAGUUGUAUGUCAUGAUGAAAAAAUAACAACGUGGAUGGACAGUGAAACUGAGUUGGUCCUUGCUUCUGCUGAAAAGAAGAUCAUUUGUGAAGAAUUUUCUUCCAUGAAUAAUUUUUAUCAAUGUAUAUCAAGAAGCUCUCCCAGUCUGUGUACAGAAUGUGGACUCUGGUGAAACAAGUUUGUAUCAUUCCAGGUACCAGUUGGGUAUGAGACACCUGUUUCUCUAUUCUUUUCUUUUCAAAAGCUUGCUGGCAGAAACAUUGUAAAUGGAAAGCAUUAACCGCUGAAAUGGAGUUUUGGUAGCUAAAAACGGUAGAUUGUGUCUUCGAUAUAAUUCAGUUUGUUAUGUCGAAAUGUAAGUAUUUGUCUUCCCUAGCAGUCUCCCGGAACAAUUUCUAUAAUAAAGUUAAUUUCAUUUA
Oncorhynchus kisutch (coho salmon) is the source of this 2944-nucleotide messenger RNA. It is a transcript of the gene pax6a, whose product is annotated as paired box 6a. Gene Ontology annotation, biological process: anatomical structure development; regulation of transcription by RNA polymerase II. Gene Ontology annotation, molecular function: RNA polymerase II cis-regulatory region sequence-specific DNA binding; DNA-binding transcription factor activity, RNA polymerase II-specific. The transcript has 14 exons. Lineage: Eukaryota; Metazoa; Chordata; Actinopteri; Salmoniformes; Salmonidae. The record is from RefSeq and is a predicted model, not a curated record. The coding region runs from base 919 to 2268 and encodes 449 amino acids.